AUGCCGACCACUGCGGAGCAGUUGCUGGAUGCUGCACUAUGGCUAUGCCGCUCCCUCGGCUCGUAGAACUCCCCCUCGCUUUCAAAAUCCUUCCUUUUCGUUCCUCACCUCCUCCCAUUCCUCGUCUCCCCACCCUUUCUUCUCUCCGGCUUCUCCUUCGCCGCUCCAAAACCCUAACUCUUCCCCUUUUCUCUGCCGCCCAAGACGCCAUUUCCGUUCCACAGGAUCCGAUCUUCCUACGUCACCUGCAACGUAUAGACGAAGAUCAACUUGAGGACAAGAACUACGAUGAGGAUUUCGAAGAAGGCCUAGUGGACGAGGAUGAUUUGGAUUUGGAUCCUAUUCGCAGUUUCUUCAAAUCCCGCAAGCCAGUCCCAGACCCUAAGCACGAAGGAGGCAGGGCCUGGCACAUAGCGGACAUAGAUCCUGCCGAAGCUAGCCUUCUCGAUGAGGAAGAGCAAACCAUUGAAUUGGAGUCUGCGGCUCCACUUGGCCUUGCUGAGGAUGGCGUAGUAGGAGAUAUCCUUCGAAUUGCGCGGAACCUCCCCGAGAAUUCUGCAUUGGGAGAUUUCUUGGAUUCGUUUGUCGGGAAGAUUGGGGAGAGUGAAUGUAUAGAGCUUUUGGCGAGGAUGGGGGAGGAUGGCCUUGCUUGGAGCUGCUUGUACCUGUUCGAAUGGAUGCGGUUGCAGGAGCCGUCCCUAGUGACCUCAAGGGCAUGCUCUGUUGUCUUUCCAGUUUUGGGAAAGGCCGGAAUGGGGGAGAAGCUGAUGAUUCUCUUUGAGAAUUUGCCACGGGCAAAGCAGUUUAGAGAUGUUAGGCUAUAUAAUGCUGCAAUUUCUGGUCUGUCAUGCUGCGGCAGCUGUCAAGAGGUUCCCUGUGGCUGGGCGGUGGUUCCAUUGGAUUGCAGUUGUGUGGCAGUGGCUGCUGCAGUGGCUCAGUUGGGCUGCAGAUAUGAUGAUGCUUGGGGAGUAUUUGAAGCAAUGGAAACCAAUAAUAUUCAACCGGAUCAUGUGACCUGCUCCAUUCUGGUUACGACCAUGAGAAAAAGCGGUCGAUGUGCAAAAGAUGUUUGGGAUUUCUUUGAACGCUUGAAUAGAAAAGGUGUCAAAUGGAGUCCAGAAGUUUCUGGUGCAUUGAUAAAAACCUUUUGUGACGAGGGACUAAAGAAGGAAGCCCUCAUCAUUCAGUCUGAGAUGGAGAAGAAUGGGAUCACAUCAAACGUCAUAAUAUACAACACAUUGAUGGAUGCUUAUGGUAAAUCUAACCAGAUAGAAGAAGUUGAAGGCCUUUUGAAUGAGAUGAAGAUGAAAGGACUAAAACCAACCACCUCGACCUAUAACAUCUUGAUGGAUGCAUACAGUAGGAGAAUGCAACCUGAGAUAGUUGAAGAUCUUCUUUUGGAAAUGCAAACUUUAGGUCUGAAACCGAAUGUGAAAUCAUAUACUUGUCUCAUAAGCGCUUAUGGGAGGCAGAAAAAAAUGAGUGAGAAAGCUGCAGAUUCCUUCCUGAGGAUGAAAGCUGCGGGAAUCAAUCCGACUUCUCAUUCAUAUACUGCUCUUAUACAUGCAUUUUCUGUCAGUGGUUGGCAUGAAAAGGCAUAUAGUGCAUAUCAAAGGAUGGAGAGAGAAGGAAUUACACCUUCCAUAGAGACUUACACAGCUCUGCUUGAUGCAUUUAGGCGUGCCGGUGAAACCAAAAUGUUGAUGGAAAUCUGGAAAACGAUGAUCUUGAAAAAAGUUGAAGGAACUAAAGUCACUUUUUAUAUUCUUUUGGAUGGAUUUGCCAAGCAUGGUCUCUAUGUCCAAGCAAGAGAUGUGAUCUCCGAGUUUGGAAAGUUUGGUAUCCAGCCAACUGUAAUGACCUAUAAUAUUUUGAUGAAUGCAUAUGCAAGGGGUGGACAACAUUACAGGUUGCCGCAGCUGCUUAAAGAGAUGGCUGCUCUAGAAUUGAAGCCUGAUUCUGUUACUUAUUCAACCAUGAUAUAUGCAUAUCUACGUGUUCGCGAUUUCACCCGUGCAUUCUAUUAUCACAAACAAAUGAUUAGAAGUGGGAAAGUACCUGAAGCCAGCUCUUACCAUAAACUGCGGGCUAUUUUAGAUGCGAAAGCAGCUACAAAGAACAUAAGGGAUAGAAGUGCCAUUCUUGGAAUAGUCAACAGUAAAAUGGGUUUGAAGCCAAAAAAGGGUAAGAAAGAUGAGUUCUGGAAGAACAAAAAGAGGCGGUCCAUCAUGAAAAAUUUAUCAGCCAAUGAUCGGUACUAACUAGCUUAUUCUAGUGUCUUUGAUGCACUGAAAAGAUAAUUGAUAUAGAGGAUUUAGCUUUUCAAAAAUUAUUUUUUUCAUUGGUUAGCGUAUGUGAAGACAAGCUUUUAUCGUCGGCUUAGCAGUUAGCCAAGUAAAGGGUAUCAAGAAGGCUGUAAUUUUUAGAUUUUAAUGAAUGAAGUCCUUUCAGCUCGGCCACAAUAGUGACUCAUGUACAUCUUGUGGCUUGCAUGUGUACACUAUGCAUUGUUGGCAAUUUCUGAGAGGUAUUAUUUCAUGUAUAGAUCCUGUAUGUAAUUUCCAUUUACUUAUUAAAUUAGUAGAUAAUUAGUAGAUUUA
Dendrobium catenatum is the source of this 2600-nucleotide messenger RNA. Its product is annotated as pentatricopeptide repeat-containing protein At5g50280, chloroplastic. Lineage: Eukaryota; Viridiplantae; Streptophyta; Magnoliopsida; Asparagales; Orchidaceae. The record is from RefSeq and is a predicted model, not a curated record. Gene Ontology annotation, molecular function: protein binding. Bases 39 to 2261 code for a protein of 740 amino acids. The transcript is spliced from 3 exons.